Molecule: messenger RNA, 540 nt
Organism: Halteromyces radiatus
Lineage: Eukaryota; Fungi; Mucoromycota; Mucoromycetes; Mucorales; Cunninghamellaceae
Exons: 1
Source: RefSeq, a predicted model, not a curated record
AUGUACUAUUCUUCCAUUAGUCAAUUGUUUAUCUUGGGCACUGGUUUAUUAUCAGUGGUGACAGCUCAACAACAGAAUACAACUACACCUAGUGAUGCACCUCCCAAUCCUAAAGUUCAACUUACCAGUGAAAAUGAUUUUUGUCUAUUCUUACCACCAGCUCCUGGACUUGAAGUGGCCAUCAAUGAAGACAAUGGUAUUCCUUAUUGUAUGAAUCCCACCACUGUACAAGGUUCUAAACCUUUCCCUCAAGGUUUUAUCACUACUGCCCAUUAUCAAAAGACCGAUACUUACACCCAAAUCACUGGUUUCUUUGAUCGCACUUUAUACAACUUGAGUGCAACCGAUGAAGGUGGACAAUACGACUCUCACGCCCAUCAUAAACCUACUGGUGCUUCUUGUCAAGACUUCCCAUUCUUUGUCAGCUUGAUCGAACCUUCCAAUAACCGAUUCUGUAUUCGUUGCUGUCAAAACACCGAAGAUUGUAAGACUGGUAUCUCUCAAAGAGGUUGUGCUCGUGUUAUUUCACCUGGUAACUAU